UCAAGAUGUCAGCGCCCAGUGUGCGGCGGGCGUGAAAACUACGGUUUGCCACAUAAUCGCUUUGCUAAGGUCAUUUAGACAGUUCAUGUAUAGUAGGUUACAGGGUCAGACAAGAACACAGUUUUUUACGAUUUUUUUAAUACGCUUGAAGCUACAGGUUGGUCUUCAUGCCGUAUUCGGGUGGGAAGCACUUGUCCAUCCUGUGACAGAGAUCAUGAUGUUUGAACAGGAGGACUGGGCGUCUAACAAAACAGCUGAUGAUUUAUCCAGAAAGUUAUUCUCUAAGGAGAAGCGUAAGCGUGAAGAACCAGGUGAAACCAAGAGUGCUAAACUUUGUAAGUUGGAUUCAGUUGAGCAGGUGCAGAGGCCUAAAAAGCGAAAAAAUAAAGGUCAUGAUGAGAUGGAUGCUGAUAACUACAAGACAAAAACAAAACAUCAGAAAACAAGCUACAGAGGAUCUGUGAUUAGUGAAAAACAUGAAGACAUGAAACAAGAUUCACAACCAAAGUUGAAAUCUGCAAAGAAGAAAAAGAUUCAAGCACUUGAAAAAUCAAAAAGUCCUGUCUUCAAAACAAAAUCACCCAGAAAUAAGUAUAAACAUCUAGCAAUAAAGAAACAGGACAAAAAGGAAGUUAAUGCUGUUGAGAAGACAAAAGAGUCCAAGAAAAGCUUAGGAGAAGCUGAAAAUCCCCCUGUGAUAACAAAGGAUGUAAUGUUAAAGAGGAAGCUGAAAAGGAAAAAACUUAAAUCCACUGAUGUGAAGGUGUCGCCUCAGAAAAAUGGAAAGCCAGAAAAUGCUGUAAAGCAAACCAAGCGCAAGAGGAAACGGAAAAAGAAAAACAACCCCAAAAAGAACAAGUACAGACAUUUGGUUUUGUUAAAAUAUGGUGAACAAGGAGUGGGUGAAAAAGGUGUUGCUGCAGAAGUCAGUGAAGAAAUCCAGUCAAAACCUGCUAGAAAGAGUCCGACAUCACGUGGUCAAGCUCACUCUUUUGAUGUCACAAGGCUGAAACAGGCUCUGGUCACAAGUAUUCAUAAAUCAGAGGAUCAGCAGGAAAAGACCACUGAAUCCAAACCAGUUACAACAAAGAGGUUGAAAACAGAAAGGAAAACAGAAAAACCAGAGGACGCAGAGAAAGGGGUGAAGAGGGGUGGAUCAACAUUGAAGGAGAAAGUGACUGCGAAGCUUACAUCUGCUCGUUUUCGUUUCCUGAAUGAGCAGUUGUAUACCCAAACAGGACAGGAAUCGUACAACCUGUUUGCUGAAGAUGAGGAAGCUUUUCUUGUAUACCAUGAUGGAUUUCAGAACCAGGUGGAAAAGUGGCCUUCAAACCCACUGGACUCCAUUAUUAAAUAUAUCAGCAACAAACCUCCAUCGUUGAUUGUAGCAGAUUUCGGCUGUGGUGACGCCAGGCUGGCUCAGAGCAUCCCCAAUAAAGUGCACUCAUUUGACCUCGUGGCAUUGAAUGAGCAUGUGACAGCCUGUGACAUGGCCAAGGUUCCCCUCAAGAAGCGGAGUGUAGAUAUCUGUGUGUUUUGCCUUUCUCUGAUGGGAACCAACCUGGUGGAUUACCUGACAGAGGCCAAUCGCAUCCUGAAGACAGGUGGCAUACUGAAGAUUGCAGAAGUCAGCAGUAGGUUUGACAGCUUGCCACAGUUCAUUGACAGUCUUAAGAAGUUGGGUUUUAGUUCAAUAAAUCAGAAUACUCCCAGUAGGAUGUUUGUGCUGCUGGAUUUCAAGAAGGUUUCACACCCCCAAACCACGGCAUUAGCAUUAUCAUUAAAACCUUGUGUUUAUAAGAGACGUUGACCUUGACUAGUCAGAAGGUGAUGUUGCAGCGCUAACAGAUCUUUAAAAUCACAAUGUUUUAUGUCAUGGUCAUGUGAAAGGUUGGCUCUUUUUUUUUUUUGAUUUCCUCAGAAUCCAUUAACUCUUAUUUUGCCGAUGAAUCUAGAAUGACUACGUGU
Messenger RNA from Liolophura sinensis, 1968 nucleotides. RefSeq names its product ribosomal RNA-processing protein 8-like. Gene Ontology annotation, molecular function: methyltransferase activity. Gene Ontology annotation, biological process: cellular response to glucose starvation; rDNA heterochromatin formation; regulation of transcription by glucose. The transcript has 7 exons. The record is from RefSeq and is a predicted model, not a curated record. Bases 86 to 1810 code for a protein of 574 amino acids. Gene Ontology annotation, cellular component: nucleolus; rDNA heterochromatin; chromatin silencing complex. NCBI's taxonomy places the organism in Eukaryota, Metazoa, Mollusca, Polyplacophora, Chitonida, Chitonidae.